Messenger RNA from Lingula anatina, 3531 nucleotides. RefSeq lists its product as uncharacterized. Gene Ontology annotation, biological process: DNA repair. The record is from RefSeq and is a predicted model, not a curated record. Gene Ontology annotation, cellular component: nucleus. Lineage: Eukaryota; Metazoa; Brachiopoda; Lingulata; Lingulida; Lingulidae. Gene Ontology annotation, molecular function: nucleic acid binding; ATP binding; zinc ion binding.
UUAUAGAACACGCCAAUCUCGCGAGAUCUGUCCCUGGAUCUCGCCAGCCAGAGUUAGCGGGAAGAAAGACGUGUUUCGAGCUGGGGUUGUGAAAAGAAGGGUGGCAGCACAAAGCAAUGGGGAGGUGGUGGAAAAAAAGAAGGUGGCACAGUUAUGGCGGAUGGGACAGAGAAGACCGCGAAUAUGGCUGGAGAAAAAGCAAAAAGAAAAGUCGAAAAGGCACAUCGCAUUACUCUGCGUCAAAUGCGUACAUGCGCAAUCUCGACCUCUCAUUCAUACGUGGACCAUCUCCAUUCGGCAGCGGUGAUGUCAUAGGACACAUGGUCAAUCAUGUUGACGAUAUGGUUGAAGCAGUGGAGCCCGAUGAUUACUUGGACAAUGAAGUACUAUUUGGCACUAUGAAGGGAACAGUGGUGGGACUGCAGUAUUAUAGAGGCACAGUGAACACAGGUGAAAUGGUCUCUUUGGUCCGUGAGCCCCACAACAGGUAUGACGUUAACGCGGUGAGAGUGGACAAUGUGGGCAGUGUCCAGGUGGGGCACAUCAAGAGGGAACUGGCCGCAGCUCUCGCACCCAUCAUGGACCAGGGGAUAGCCAGAGUGGAAGGUGUUGUACCAUAUGGUAGUAAAAACAUGUACAGCAUGCCGCUAGAGCUGAGCUUCUGGGGACUCCCAGAGAACAGACUGGGUUGUGUUAACAAGCUUAGAUACUAUGGUCACUACUUGAAGGAGACCCCCGGGACAUCCAAGACGGGGGUAGGAGCUGGACUGACCCUGGGGAGUCCACUGUCCACUAGGGUCUGCUUGACCCAGGCUGAGAUGAAGGGACAGUUGGACAAAUUAUUUGAAGAUUUAAAGCAGUAUGAUACAACAAAAACUGCUGAACCAGCCAAGGCCAUUUCUACACCACUCUUCCCACACCAGAAACAAGCUCUUCAUUGGAUGAUACAAAGAGAAAGUGCGACCGAGCUGCCACCAUUCUGGAAGAAAACCAAAGAUGGCAGAUACUUUAAUUCGGUGACAAAUUACGCCAAGGAGCAGAGACCUCAAAGCGUACGCGGAGGAAUUCUAGCUGAUGAUAUGGGCCUUGGGAAAACGCUGCAGAUGAUUGCGCUGAUCGUGACCAAUUUUGUAGAUGAUAAGCCGCUAGCGGAGCGUGUACCAGGAAAUAUCAGAAGUUCUCGGCUUGAAAAAGAUGCCAGAAUCCAAGCCAACAGGAGCAAGGGGUACAAGACAGAGAAGAAUACAAUCAAGAAAAAGCUGAAGAUGCGUGGCAUGGCCACCAGUUCUAGUAAAACUGAUGAAGUGACUCUGGUACCUGAGGGAAGUUCUGAGGAUGAGGAGAUUCUCUCUGAUGAUUGUGUGUCUGAUGAAGACAGCUCAGAAGAGGAGAGUCAGAAGGCGUCCAGUACAGUGAUGAUACUAAAAGAGGACCCUGAGUUUAAACCGAAAGGUUCCGUCCAACCACAGGGCACUUCUAAUGCGAGGUCACGACCAAGAAGAAAUGUAGGUAAACCUGUGAAGUACACAUCAGACAGUGAGGAUAAAAUAAUGUACCUCUCCGACAGUUCCACUGAGAGCACAAAGAAUACCAAAGCAUCAAAGAAUAAAGGCAAAGGCAAAAAGAGCAGUCCUUCGGUGAAUGUGGAACCUUUUUCAAACUCGCCUUCUGAAAACUCAUCGCCUGAAAUGAACACAGUUGCAAUACAUAAUGACAAGCAGUGUAAUACUCUACCUCGGACUUUAGAUGCCACCGUCUCUCUUACUGGUGCUACAGUCUCUCUUACUGGUGCUACAGUCUCUCUUACUGGUGCUACAGUCUCUCUUACUGGUGCUACAGUCUCUCUUACUGGUGCUACAGUCUCCCUGAAUGGCACUGCAGUCAUUCUUGAUGGUGCUUCUGUGUCUUUGGAUGGCGCCCCUGUCUCAAAUGGUGCCCAAACCUCGAAUGGUGCUUCUGUAACACAUGCUGAUACUUUCUCUGUGGACACUGCUACUGUCUCUUUAAAUGGUGCUUCAGUUACUUUAGGUAGUGAUAUAGUCACUGUGAAGGAUGCUACAGUUACUCUUGGUGGCACUACCACCUCUGGGAACGGUUCCAGUGGCAAUAGCAGCACAGUCGUUGCAGGUGGCACUGAAAUCUGUGCUGAAACUGUUCCACUUCCUGAUGGCAAAGUUGUUACAGACCCUGUACGUGAAGGCCUCUCACAGUCUGUGCCUGAAAUUUCUACAAACCCUGUACAAGGGGGCCUAGCAGACACUGUAGGUGAGGUUAUUGCUGAAACUGAGCAAGAAGCCGAUGUGCAAGAAAGGCCAGAUUGUGCACCAGAUGACCCCAAACUGGCACCAAUGCAGGCUGCAGAUAGUGAUGUCAUUGAAGGGCAGGGAUCAAGUGGAUCUCAUCGUGAGCCUGCCCAACCCAGGGGGAGAAGAGGAAGAUCCAAGUCUGCACCAGCACCAAAACCAUCAUCCCCAAAUGUCAAGAGCAGACCCAAAAGAAACAUCAAGAAGCCUGCCAGAUAUGAUGAAGAAGAGAUAUUUGUGCCAGCUAAUAUAAGGAAACUAAUUCACCAGACUGACCCAGGGGUGGAACAAAAGGAUUACCACUGUCAGAUACUUACCAAGAAAGGCAAACAUGGGAGAAAGUCAACCACUGUCUUGGAAGGUAAUACAGAGUGCCAAGACCCAGAAGAAUCAACUUUAAACAUCCAAUUCAAGGAACCACGGCAAGAUGGUACUAUUCCAACCCAGGCAGACGCAUCAUCUGAGAAAAAUAAAGAAGUUCAUAAACCAGAUCUGGUAUCUCAGGCUCUGGUGCCUGUUGGAAGCCCUGGCACAGGUCCAGUAUUAACAGUGAGACUGGAGAAUAUCAGGGUGAGAUCCGAGGACCCUGUGGCCACACACUCCACCCCUGUCACUAACGGUCAAGGUACCAUCAUCCAGAACCAGCCAGGUGUGUCCACCCUCCAGCUGACCAACACCACCUUCAAGAGAACCGUCCUGCCGAGCUGGCGUCCAGAGAAAAUUGCUUCUGGUCAACCACAGCCACUGCCUCCGUUGUCCAGUGUGUCCAAAACAAUCACAGGUGACCAAUUCAGACAUAUUAAGCAUGGUACAGGUCCUGUGGAGAUGUCCAGUGGACAAACCACCAAUGUAACUGACCAGUCCAAGUGGCCAAAGACAGAACCAGCCACACCAGAAUCUCCUGUGCCCCCAUGUGUUGGAGUGGAGACUGAAGUUGCCACAACCCCAUACUCCUUGAAGAAGGAAAAACCCUGUAACUCUCCCUUAGUGAAGCAGGAAUUCAGCUUGAAGAAGUCACGGAAGAGGAAGAGUGCCCCUUUUAUACCUGGUGCCAAAGUCCAUCCUUUGCCAAAUUUACCACCCCUGCCAAGUCUUGAGUUGCCAGAUCUUGAUGCUGACGUCUCCAGUGGUAAGAAGAGGAAAGGCACAGUGUCUGCUCCCAUAGUGAUAGAUGAAGACUCUCUACCAGAUGUGGACGUGAAAGAGAACAUUCAAAAUAAAAGUCCAG